Molecule: messenger RNA, 774 nt
Organism: Symbiodinium necroappetens
Lineage: Eukaryota; Dinophyceae; Suessiales; Symbiodiniaceae
Source: the annotation of a GenBank genome assembly
AUGAAGAUCCCGCUGCCCAAGCCCGGGGUUGGGCCUCCAAUUCCAACACAUUCGAAGCCUGUGGGAAAGUCGCAGACGCCGCUGGCUCUUCGCAAGGAUACGAAGGUGAAUGCAACUUUUGGAUUGUGCUCUGCUAGCUCCGCUAGAGCAAGGGCAAGGGAAGCGUCAGAUAUGAAUGAUAUGAAAGAGCUGAAGUUGGUUUCGAAAUCGACUUCGGCUCAGGGGCACAUCCCUUGUGACUUGGACACGGAGGUUGCCACUUUCGACCCAUCAACCGGCCAGUACGCCUGCUGCGGCCAUCAGAACACUUUUUGUUCAGGCUGCGCAUCAUUGGCCUCCAACGGUGCUGCAUGCGACCAGUGCCUUGGGGGUUUCGUGGCUACAGCUUCUGGCUGCGAAGCAUGCAUGGACUUCGAGUGGAGGAGCCGUUCCGGCGAAUCUUGUGCGGACGCAGACUGUCAAGGCGAGAAGGUGAAAGAAGUCUCAGCAAGGGAAGCUUGCUGUAGGUGUGGCGGCGGCCACCGGGCUGCCACUCCCUUCAGUUACUAUGUGGGACCUCUUGUCCUAGCAUCCACCAGCGUUGUUGGGCACCCAGUACCACGGACUGCUUCCGACUACUUUGUGAAUGAUGGUUGCCAACUGCUCCAGUUCGGCUUCACUAUCGACGGCCGUACAGGUGAGUUGAAACUCAAGUCAGGCUGCACUCAGGUGGGCAGUCUGUGCUCACAUUUUGUUCUUUGGGGGAUUGAGGCUAUCGUGUUUUGGAGCUUGUGA